Melopsittacus undulatus (budgerigar) is the source of this 4131-nucleotide messenger RNA. RefSeq names its product matrix metallopeptidase 23B (gene MMP23B). The transcript has 8 exons. Gene Ontology annotation, cellular component: extracellular matrix. NCBI's taxonomy places the organism in Eukaryota, Metazoa, Chordata, Aves, Psittaciformes, Psittaculidae. The record is from RefSeq and is a predicted model, not a curated record. Gene Ontology annotation, molecular function: metalloendopeptidase activity; zinc ion binding. Gene Ontology annotation, biological process: collagen catabolic process; extracellular matrix organization; proteolysis. Bases 423 to 1625 code for a protein of 400 amino acids.
CGUGAUGCUGGCUUCUGGAUUCCUUUUUCUACCCCCUCCCCCAAUUCUUUUUGUUACAUAAAGCUGCACAUUUGUCCUCUGUUGAUUACAGUCAGUUAAAGAAAAGAGUUCAUGUCCAUCCCAGCUUGUUUCACUUUGCUGCUUCUCCUCCGCCAGCCCAACUUUCAGCUGCAGUAACAUGAUUCCACUUGGCAGAGGCUGAGAGAAUCUUUGGCACAUUGGAAAGCAGCUUAAUGUAAAGUCUACUCUUCUUUCUUAAUUUUUUUAAAGCUUAUUGAAACUCCAGUGCUUCUGCACAGCUUUGGCAGUCACUGCAGGGCUGCUCACAAAUGCUCCAAAUGCAAAAGGAUUACCAAUGCAUUCUGUGAAGAGAAUGACUUAGUAUCUGUCACAUCUCCCUCUAAGAAGCAUUCAGGAAAGACAUGGAUCAAGUAGAAGAGCUUUCUGCAGACAGAAAGAAGAGCUUCCUCUUGGUUGACAAGAAAAAGAGUAAUGGCUGUAGAACCAUGGUGGGAUUUUUAUGCAUAUUCCCUGUGGUGGCUUUUCUGGCUAUUGUGGGAGAUCCAGCUGGAGCUGCACUUCGGGAAAGUCAGGAAGAUGCCACAUCACCUGGGCUUCAGGGAGUGAGUGCCUCUGCUUUACACAGUGCAGCUUUCCCUCCUCGGCCUCCAGCACGGAGAAAACGAUACACCAUCACCCCAGGACACUUGAAAUGGGACCACUUCAACUUGACAUAUAAAAUCUUGUCCUUCCCAAGAAACCUCAUAAACGCCAGGGACACACGCAGGGGACUGGCAGCUGCUUUCCGAAUGUGGAGUGAAGUUUCACCCUUCAGCUUCAGAGAAGUGCCACGGCACGUGGAGAGUGACUUGAAAAUAGGCUUCUACUCUAUCAACCACACGGACUGUCUGGAGUCUCUCAUUCACCACUGCUUUGAUGGCACAACGGGGGAGCUUGCCCAUGCCUUCUUCCCACCCAACGGGGAAAUCCACUUUGAUGACCACGAAUACUGGAUACUGGGGAACACCCGCUUCAGCUGGAAAAAAGGUGUUUGGCUUACAGACCUGGUGCAUGUAGCAGCACAUGAAAUAGGACAUGCCUUGGGGCUCAUGCACUCCCUGAACCCCAAUGCCCUCAUGCACAUCAAUGCCACGCUGACUGGGAAAAAGACCAUCUCUCAGGAUGAAGUCUGGGGAAUUCACAGGCUUUACGGAUGUAAAGACAGAUUAUUUAUGUGCCCAUCAUGGGCACAAAAAGGAUUCUGUGAGAAGCGCAGGAAGUUGAUGAAAAAGCACUGUCCAUCUACUUGUGAUUUCUGCUAUGAAUUCCCAUUUCCAACAAUCCCCCCGACUCUGCCCCCACCAAGGACAAAAACCAAGACUGUUUCUGAAGGCAGGAACGUCACUUUCCGCUGUGGACAGAAAAUCAUUCAUAAGAAAGGCAAAGUUUACUGGUAUAAAGAUAAGGAGCUUCUGGAAUACUCAUAUCCAGGUUACUUAUCCUUAAAUGAAGAUCACAUGAGCAUCAUUGCAAAUGCAAUUAAUGAAGGAACUUACACUUGUAUAGUAAAGAAAAAAGAAAGAAUCUUGACUACUUAUUCGUGGAGGAUCAGACUGAAGCAUUAACAGAGGAUUGAGAGCUUCAAUUCUGCUUGUUCUGCUUCAAAUUCAGAACAUUUCUUUGGCAUUUUAUAUUUAAUCUCCUGUUGUGCAAUUGAAAUUCUACAUCAGCUGCUUCCACACCCUGGGCAAAAGAGACUCUGAGACUUGAUGACUGGAAUGUAAAACUUUUCCAAAUUACUUUUAAUGAUAAAGAAUUUAUCAAGUAUGUUCUGUACAGAGAAUUAAAAGAGUUGUUUUUUAUGAAGUAUCAGAUUUUGCAGUUAAAGUGUGAAACUCCACAGACUGCUGGAAAACAGGAAUGUCACUUCAUCAAAGGAACUGAUGGAUGGAUUGCUGGCCCAGCUGCUGCAAUGGAGGCAGAGGUAUUGUGGAAGGAAAACAACCAGUUACACUCUGUAAGUGUUUUGCUGACCUUUGUCUUUUAGAUCCUGGUACAUAGCAAUAGCAGAACUUGAAAAAAGUAUAAGAUCCAAUAUUACCUUUUAUUUGUCACCAAACCCUUUCUAAUGAUGCCAUUCCACAUAUUGACAGGCUUAGUUCCAGUAUCCACAGGACACCUUUUGUACCUCCACCCACUUUCCUGUGGUUUGUAUUUAUUACUCAUGUAAUCUCAUCCCUGAGGCUGUUUACCUCUGUCAGCAGCUCUAACGUAUCCUUCAGGUGUCUGAUCAAUAAGCCUCUUGCCACCUUCAACAGAGAUGAGGUAAUUUCCAUCACUAUCCUCCCCCAGUAACCAAACCAUGAACUAAAUGUGCCACAUCCAACAGGAAAAUCUUGUUAGUAUUGGCUGGCAACACCCAGUGCACUCCAGUGUCAACAGUGAUGGAGCAUUCCCUCACAGUAAGGAACUCCUGACAGUCAAGACAUUUAGCAGGAUUAAAGCACCUGCAUUGCUCUUUCCUUAGGUUCAGCCUUUUCCCUGACUGCAGCAAUGCCAAGGAAGGUACGAAGGAAAUAAAUCACAGAGUGCAAGAAAGAUGCACAGCCUGAAACACAAAAUAUGCACACUCUUAGCACAGCCCAUGGUUCUCUUUUCCUGUACUCUAGGAGAUGUUGCAAUAACACCCUGCUUUGUAGUAGGUGUUACUGAUGUCCACCUAGGAGGAAAUCUUGCUAAAAUCAUGUACAUUUCAGUUAACAGGCCAGUACUAAACUGGUUUUCCUUCAGCACCAGACAACCAGUUGGGCCUAAAGAGAAAACAGUUCUGCAUUCCUCCACAGAAAAACCCCAAACCAAACAAAUCCAACUAGUUCCAAAAUUUACCACAAUUUUAGUACAUCCAAAUUCCAGUUCCAAGGCCUUUACCCAGGAAAAACCUCUUAAAUUAUAAACAUUCUAUCAGUUUCAGUAUAUUUUAAGUUAAUCCUUUUAUUGGACUGGUGCCUAGCUCUGAUUGCACAAAUACCUCAGUAUUUUCCAAAUCUUCCUGUUCCCAGAAAAGAACAGCAGCAUUGUAAAUCAGAGACCCAAAAGGAUGUGAGACUCCAACGUGAUUCCUCAGGAGAAAGGACUGGAAUAUGGCAUUAUACAGUCAGUAAAACUGAGCUCUUCUUUUUAUGAAAAAGGGGUGUAUUUAAAAGAACUUCCUAUAGAAAAUAAAGUUUCAAAGUCUCCAUAUGAAAUCUUUUUGAUUUACAAAACAAUAGAGUACUCCUUUUACACCAGCACCACUGUAAAUACAUGUAUACAGCACAACAAACCACAGUCAGCUCAGCAGAGCACCCAAAAAUACUGCCAGGGAGGAGUAUCAAAAGCCUAACAGGAAGGAAACCUCAGGACUGGAAUGGAGUUUUUGUCCUGAACUAUAUUCAGACACCUUCAAUUUACUAACAGCAAACACAGUAAGAAAGGGUUGUUUGCCCAGGUUGACAAUAUGCUGUAAUAGUGUCAGCACAGAUAAGUUUACGUUCUAGAAGACUUAAUGGCACCCCCAUCCAAGUUUGCUGCAAGUGAAGAAAUGAAAUCCUUCCUCCUGUUAAGCAAUUAAAAAUGUAUUUUAAUUCUACAAAUUUACAAGGAAAAAAAAACCAACAAAAUAAACCCAACAAAACUUAAAAAUAAACCAGAAACUGUUCCAGGAUUGAACUUCAAGUUUUGCUUUGUCAAAUUUUGUAAUAAUCCUUGGCUUUUCAGGUUAAUUCCAGUCCUCUAAUGGAAUGCAGCAGUCAUACUCCACAUCCAGCAAGAGCCUUUGCAUCUGUGAUGACAUUUGACUUUUCCCCUGUGAAUCUACUCUCCCUGAUGUGAAGAACUGAACUGGGGCACUCAGAAAUCCACUCACAUGAAUGGUUCUUUUGUGUUUUAAUCCUCUUCACAUUGAGUUUAAAACUUGAGGCUGAAGCCAGGUCCUGCAGCAGAUGCUCCUUGAGUGGUGGUGGUCAGAUGAAAACCUGUGUCCUUCAGAUCAUCAUCACCCUGUAAAAACCAAUCACAAUUCAUUUAUCAAUAAACAUCUGUUACCUUUUCAACCCCAAAAUCUAAACAAUGACAAUAAAACCCAUCAAAGUA